This is a messenger RNA of Phyllotreta striolata, 3380 nucleotides long. NCBI's taxonomy places the organism in Eukaryota, Metazoa, Arthropoda, Insecta, Coleoptera, Chrysomelidae. The record is from the annotation of a GenBank genome assembly.
AAUAAACAUGUAAUAUCCAGUUUUGCUACGCCAUUUCGUGGUGAAAUUACAGAAAUAGAAAGAAAACCUGAAGAGGAUAUUAUUAUUAAUCAACUUCGACCUUUAUAAAAAUUUAAGUGUCAUGCCUGCCGUGGUAUUUACAUUUAAAUUGAUCGAACUUCACAUUAGUGGAAAUCCUCGUAUCCAAAACGGAGACAGAAUAGCAAAUCUGCGAUAUUUUUUAAACAGUGAUUAGUGAGUACCAGUUACACCAGUGACAAUCCAAGGUUGCGCCGGCGGUCUGAUGAAAAUUUAAAUGAACAUUCUCAUAACGUCGUUGUGUUAUGUCGAAUUAUAUAAAAAUCAGUUUUCGCCCGUUUAUCUCGUAAUGUUUUAAUGUUAUUGUCGCAUUGUUCGCUCGUAAUUGGAGCUAAUUUUGUGGGUGCAUCGAAUCCAAACAAUCGGACAUAUUAAUUUAAUAUGCGCGUAAAAAUAAUUGAAUUGAUCCAAUCAAUGUUUAUCUACUGGUAUUUUACAACAGGUUCUGUUAGGUUUUCACUGCGUUCGGGAAAUUGUUGUUAGGAGUAAUCGAUAAAUUAACGAUAUGCGAAAUUAAUUGUUACAUUAUCAGCGAAUUAACAGCGAGCAGGUAUUUAAUUACACGAUGUUAAACAUCCUAAAUAAUUGUAUAUGAUGUAUUCGUUAGCAUAAUAGCCAUGUUGGUGUAAUUAUUGACGUAAAGAAAUUGAUAAGGUGAAAUUAGAAAUGUAUGAAAAAAAUUACAUAUUUUUUUUUCAUACAGGGUGCUGAAAAUGCUGAUUUAUGAGAUAAAAGUUAGCAAUCCUAAAGGGUGUACAUUAUGUUGAGAAAGUUGUAGAUUUACAAGGUUUUUUUUUCUUAAUUUGGUACCUACAUAUUUGAUUAAAUUUUGCACUAUCGGUCAAUAAAAACUCCAUAAAGUUUAGUGAAAUUCUAGUAACAACAACAAAAUCCCUAAAUCUAAUAAAUUUUCACUAAAAUUGGAUAUUACCAGCCCUUAAUGAGAGAAACAAAUUACUAAAUCGAACCACCUCGUAUAAUAAUUAUCAGAUUCAAAUGAAGUGCAGUCAUACGAGUCCUUAUCAUUCGAACUAAUAAUACACCUAGUUAUUAUACAUGUUUCGCCAUUAUUUAAAAAGGGGCUCAUUAAAAUGCAGGCGUUCAUUCUAAAUUGAAGUCGGUGCGUUGCAGUUCGAUUGUGCUCGUUCCAAUUUUUCGCGAGUCCAUUGCAAAAAAGCCGAUUUAAAUUCAAAUUAUUCAGCGUACAAUUCACGUACUAUUCCUCGACAUCACCCUGUAUAGAUAAAUCAACAAUGGCUGUUAUAGCGAAUAUAAUACAGGACGUCAAUAAAUAUUUAAAUAAAUACCAAGACCCCAGGACUGCCGAUUGGUUCCUGAUGUCAGGUCCAUUCCCCACUUUAGGAAUAUGUCUUUCAUAUAUAUAUUUAGUAAAGGUAAUAGGACCAAAACUGAUGGAAAAUAGGAAACCGUUCAACCUAAAAAAUACGUUAAUUAUUUAUAAUUUCGCCCAAGUUGUUUUUAGUGCGUGGAUUUUUUAUCAGAUAGGACUGGGAGGUUGGUUUACGGGUGAAUACAGCUUAAGAUGUCAACCAGUAGAUUAUUCAAAUAAACCGAGCACAAUACGAAUGGUACACGCAUCAUGGUGGUACUUCUUCUCGAAAUUCACCGAGUUCUUUGAUACAAUAUUUUUCGUUCUGAGGAAGAAAAACGACCACAUAUCCACCUUGCACGUCAUCCACCACGGCAUCAUGCCCAUGUCGGUUUGGUUCGGCGUCAAAUACACACCCGGCGGCCACAGCACCUUCUUCGGUUUCCUCAACACCUUCGUCCAUAUCAUCAUGUACACCUACUACAUGCUGAGCGCCAUGGGCCCCCACAUGCAGAAGUACCUCUGGUGGAAGAAGUACCUCACCAGCCUCCAAAUGGUGCAAUUCGUGGCGAUCAUGGUGCACGCCUUCCAGCUGCUCUUCACCGAAUGCAACUACCCGCGCGCCUUCGUCUGGUGGAUCGGCAUGCACGCCGUCAUGUUCUUCUUCCUGUUCAAGGAGUUCUACAAUCACACGUACAACAGGAACCAGCGGCGAUUGAAGGCCGAACGGGCGAAGAACGGGAUCGUUUCGAACGGCUGCGCCAACGGGCACGCGGUGCUCGACGAGAAGAAAAACGGGGCGACCAAGCUCAGCGAAUGUUAUGUUAACGGUUCGUCCGAGAUCCACCGGAGGAUGAAAUCGUAGUGAUAUUAGUUAGUUAGUAGUAUUAAUUUCUAGUUAAUUCAUUCAAUACGGACGAUUUACUUAAUUUAAUGCGGCGAAUGGAUGGAUUUGAAUUUGGGGGGAAGUUCAUUUGUUGUACGUUAUUCUAAUUUAUGAAUGGACGGUUUAAUAAAACAGCACAGUGUCGAAUUGGAAAUGUUAGAUGCCGAAUUUAGUCGUUAAUUAUUCUCGAGAACAGUAGGUGAAGGUUUAGUAUUAAAUAACUGUUGAGUAUUAAACUAAAUGUAGUGUAGUACAAACGAAUUAAACAGGAAGCACCUGAUUGCAAUCCCGUUCAAAAUGCUGCAUUCGAAACGAUAAUAAUAAAUAUCUACAUGUAUAAGAAAUAUUUUGUUCUGUUAAGAAGGAAUAACGCAGAAUACAAAACGAAUCUGUGAUUACAUCACUCGAUGAUUUUAUAUCUAUAACACAUAAGUAUAUAAUAUUGUAAGGAGUUAAUAGAUAUAUCAUUUAAUUUCGGAUGUUGUGAAUAAGAUCUCGAUACGAAACAUUCCUUAUGUAAAUUUCCUUUUAACAGAAAUAUUCCCUUUUUUUUGACAACGGUGUGUCUCUUUAUCAGUGCUGUAAUUAAUUACUUUUAUUAUACCUACCUAUUUUACGUUGUUACUGUUUUUUUUUCAAAGUUGAAUAACUGUGAAUCGUUUUAAUUAUCAAGAUUCUGUUGAAAUGUUUUUUUUUAUAUUUUUUUAUAUAGUAUAUUGUUAGAUACAAAUUUUUAUUUAUUGCCGCAUUCGCGCCAAUUCAACUUGGAAAUAUCUAUUGUCUUGGAAAAUUCAUUUGAACCAACAACGGUGCCAUCAAAUAGUAUUUAUCCGGUGUGAAUUUGUCGAACACGAGCUUGAUUGAAAUCACUUAGUGAUCCGUUUACACUGUGCUUGAAAAGAAAGAUGAAAUUUGGUACGUGUUUAAUACGCACAAAGAAUAGUUUUCCAAUUUUUUUUUAUUCCGUUAAUGUUGUCACUGUUUAAAGUGCCUUUUUUUAGAUAGUAAUGGAAAUUUUUUAGCUCCAAUAAAAGGUGUAUCGAAAUUAAAUAUACUUUUUAUUAUACUUUUGUUUGUGUUAUUUAU